Choloepus didactylus (southern two-toed sloth) is the source of this 504-nucleotide messenger RNA. Its product is annotated as integrator complex subunit 6-like. Gene Ontology annotation, cellular component: integrator complex. The coding region runs from base 18 to 398 and encodes 126 amino acids. The transcript is spliced from 4 exons. NCBI's taxonomy places the organism in Eukaryota, Metazoa, Chordata, Mammalia, Pilosa, Megalonychidae. Gene Ontology annotation, biological process: snRNA 3'-end processing. The record is from RefSeq and is a predicted model, not a curated record.
CUAAGAGAAGGAAGAAUAUGGCUGUGAUGUUAAAGAAAAAGGAAGGACAAGGGGAACCGUGUCCUUGGGGCUCAUUCAUUUCAAUGGAAGAUGAUGACACAAAAGUCACAGCAAUUUCUAUUUUGGGAUCCAUGCCAAGCAAAUCACCUAUACGUCCUGCAACGGCAAAGAUAAUCAAUGAUUAUAUAAAAUAUCAAUUAAGGAAGGAAGUUAGAAAGUUUGGUCGAAAGUUUGAACAAAUCUUCAUUUUGCUUGAAGAAGUGCAAGGACCUCCAGAAGUCAGGAAACAGUUUGUUGAAUUUACCAUCAAGGAAGCUGCCAGAUUUAAAAGACAAGUCUUAAUUCAGGAACUUGAGAAGGUACUAAAUAAAUUCCCACCAUCUUCUCAACAAACAUAAUGGCAUGAGAAACAUAAAUACCAGUGAGAAAGAACAAGUUUGCUGUGGACUGGAAUGGAAUCAGUUAUUGUUGAAGCUUCCUAACAUGGCAGUCAAGAGGUGUUGC